Sitophilus oryzae (rice weevil) is the source of this 2945-nucleotide messenger RNA. Its product is annotated as armadillo segment polarity protein-like. Gene Ontology annotation, biological process: cell adhesion; positive regulation of transcription by RNA polymerase II. The coding region runs from base 144 to 2477 and encodes 777 amino acids. Gene Ontology annotation, molecular function: cadherin binding; transcription coactivator activity; protein phosphatase binding. NCBI's taxonomy places the organism in Eukaryota, Metazoa, Arthropoda, Insecta, Coleoptera, Curculionidae. The transcript has 12 exons. The record is from RefSeq and is a predicted model, not a curated record. Gene Ontology annotation, cellular component: catenin complex; adherens junction.
AGUCGCGCAAGCCCGAAAUUGAAAAGUUUGUACACGGGUGCGGUGUUGUUGCCUGAAAAAUCAAAUAAAAAAGUGGCAGAUUUCCAUCCCAAACCGAGGAAAGUGCGGUAAUUUUCUGGUAAAAGGUGUGACAAACACCCGAUAUGAGUUACCAAAGCCGAUCAAUGUCAUAUCAAAACGCCUCCGACAUGCCCAAGUCCAACUCCAAAGACCCAGCGGUCAUGUCCUGGCAACAGAACAACUACAUGGGUGAUUCGGGUAUCCACUCUGGCGCCCAAACCCAGGUACCCUCGCUCAGCGGCAAGGAAGACCUUUCCGAGGACCUCUUCGACCUGGACCAAGGAGGUUACCCGGGUUUUACCCAGGAUCAGGUCGACGAGAUGAACAGCCAGCUGACGCAGACCAGGUCGCACAGGGUGAGGGCUGCCAUGUUCCCGGAAACGCUGGAAGAAGGUAUCGAAAUUCCAUCAACCCAAUUCGACCCUCAGACCCAAACAGCAGUCCAACGAUUGGCAGAACCCAGCCAAAUGCUGAGACAUGCCGUGGUCAACCUAAUUAACUACCAAGACGAUGCCGAACUAGCCACCAGAGCUAUCCCUGAGUUGAUCAAACUCCUAAAUGACGAAGACCAAGUGGUGGUAUCCCAAGCGGCCAUGAUGGUCCACCAAUUGUCCAAAAAGGAGGCUUCUAGGCACGCUAUAAUGAACAGUCCCCAAAUGGUAGCAGCUUUGGUUAGAGCUAUAUCCAAUUCAAAUGACUUGGAGACCACGAAGGGUGCUGUUGGUACCUUGCACAAGUUGUCCCAUCACAGACAAGGGUUGCUGGCUAUAUUCAAAAGUGGUGGUAUACCCGCCUUGGUGAAAUUACUAAGUUCACCCGUGGAAAGCGUGUUGUUCUAUGCGAUAACCACAUUACAUAACCUCUUGUUGCACCAGGAAGGUUCGAAGAUGGCUGUGCGUCUGGCUGGAGGGUUACAGAAGAUGGUGGCCUUGUUACAGAGGAACAACACCAAGUUUUUGGCUAUUGUCACCGACUGUUUGCAAAUUUUGGCUUUUGGCAAUCAGGAAAGCAAGCUGAUUAUUCUGGCUUCCCAAGGACCCAUUGAGCUGGUCAGGAUAAUGAGGUCUUACAAUUACGAGAAGCUGUUGUGGACCACCUCAAGAGUUUUGAAGGUUUUGUCAGUUUGCUCUAGCAACAAACCAGCUAUAGUCGAAGCGGGCGGUAUGCAAGCUCUAGCCAUGCACUUGGGCAGUGGAAGUCAGAGAUUGGUCCAAAACUGCCUGUGGACUUUAAGGAAUUUGUCUGACGCUGCUACAAAAGUCAACGGACUGGACACUCUUCUGUCAUCCUUGGUACAAGUCUUGUCGUCGCCAGAUGGCAAUGUAGUCACUUGUGCUGCAGGAAUCUUAUCGAAUCUGACUUGUAACAAUCAGUUUAACAAAGAGACUGUUUGUCAGUAUGAUGGCAUUUCCGCGUUGGUGAGGACCAUCGUGAACGCUGGAGAUCACGAAGAAAUCACAGAACCCGCCAUAUGCGCUCUCAGACAUUUGACAUCGAGACACGAUAAAUCAGAACUCGCACAAAAUCAAGUCAGAGUUGUUGGUGGUAUUCCCGUAAUCGUAAGAUUGCUGAACCCUCCGUCUCGCUGGCCUUUGGUCAAGGCAGUCAUUGGACUGAUCAGAAACCUAGCUUUAUGUCCUGACAAUUUCUUGCCUCUUCGUGAAUCGUGCGCCAUCAAUUAUUUGGUGCAGUUGCUGAUGAGGGCUUACCAAGAUACCCAAAGACGAGCCAGCUUAGCCAGCGGUGGCAGCCAACCCCCAGGUACAUACGCCGACGGUGUCCGAAUGGAGGAGAUCAUAGAGGGCACCGUUGGCGCUCUCCACAUCCUAGCCCGCGAGUGGAACAACCGCGAACAGAUCCGGCAACAGCGCGUCAUCCCCAUCUUCGUGCAGCUGCUCUUCAACGACAUCGAGAACAUCCAGCGCGUGGCGGCGGGCGUGUUAAAGGCCACCGCCCUUUGGACGGAAAUUGUUGCACUGGUAACAAGAACAGUGGGUGCGGAAUAUAAAGGCAACCGUUACUUUUGGGCCGGCAUUUACAUGAGUGGAAGCGUGGCUACUUACGCGGCUGCAGUUUUGUUCCGUAUGUCCGAGGAUAAGCCUCAGGAGUACAAGAAACGUCUGUCCAUGGAACUGUCCAGCUCUCUGUUCCGCGAAGAGAACCUCUGGAACCCUGAUCUGGGUAUGGGGACCGAUUUCCAGGAUAUGUUAAGUCCUGAACAGGCUUACGAUAAUAUGUACGCCCAGGACCCGCCUAGCGUUCACAGUAGUCAUGGCGGAAGGCCAUAUCAACAGCAACAAGCCCUGUUUAGCGAACUACAAAUAAAUAUGGACAUGGACAUGGAUACCAUGGAAGCGCUGCCAGCGCCGCCCGAGUCUAACGACCAAGUCGCGGCUUGGUACGACACCGAUCUUUAAAAUAAUUCCUCUAAUCUUGACAUUUCAAUGUCAAAUUCGAAAUUAUUCUACAGGUUGACUUUGGGAAAAUUGGUCAAAAUAAAUUCGAUUUUAUAUUGAUCAAUUCCUUCCGUAUGCGAGCGCGUUUUAGAACGUCGAGCCAUCUAUUGUCGAAUAGCCGAACUAAAAAAGUUUGUAGAAGUGACACUUCUCGUUGUUUUGCUCAUAUAGUUAUAAAAGAAUAUACUACAGGUAUCAAUAUUGAGGGAAAGAGUAAAAAUCGGUAUCUGUGAUAUUUUCACCGUGAAAUCAAAGUAUCGAGCAGUGAAUUGCUGAAGCGUGAAAAUCUUGAAUGAUACUGAGAAGUAUGUAAACAAUUUUAAAUAAUAUGUUAUAAAAUUUUAAACGUGUCACUUCUAUAACCUUCAAUUUGCUUCAAACUUACGAGACAUUAUAUUUAUUUUAUUAGCUCUAUCCAAACGUAGUAGU